Messenger RNA from Andrographis paniculata, 1626 nucleotides. RefSeq names its product zinc transporter 4, chloroplastic-like. The transcript is spliced from 4 exons. The coding region runs from base 336 to 1496 and encodes 386 amino acids. Gene Ontology annotation, molecular function: zinc ion transmembrane transporter activity. Gene Ontology annotation, cellular component: plasma membrane. Lineage: Eukaryota; Viridiplantae; Streptophyta; Magnoliopsida; Lamiales; Acanthaceae. The record is from RefSeq and is a predicted model, not a curated record. Gene Ontology annotation, biological process: zinc ion transmembrane transport.
UUCUCCAGGCGAACAACUUCCAAUUCACGGCAACGGCGACUUUUGUAUCUCUCCCUCCUCUUCAAAGAUGUCGACAUCUUCUCCUUCUCUUCCCUUCUCUGUCCGCACAUACACAUAAACAUAUCCUCAAAACAUAUUCCCAAUUAUUCUCCAUUACAUUCCAUGUCUGUAUUCCUCGAUCGGUCAUGCCUAAAUGAAGAACAAGUCUUCGUCAAUCGUCAUCCGUUUUGUCUGCUUCUUACAAUCGCGAUUAAUGUUUCUCGUUUUUCCUGACUAGGAAGGAAGGAAGGAGGAAUAAAUAAAACAAUUGUUAUUGCCUCCUGCUGCUGCUGCUCAUGUCCUUUAUGGAGGAAUUUUCGCCGCUGAUUUGGUCUGGAGAAUUUGGUGAUAGAAUUCGUGAUUAUUCAGGAUCGUUUCUCGGGGGCGUCGCAAAAUCAAUGUCGAACGAAGCCUGUAGUUCCAUCGACAGAGAGAACGAACGAUGCCGCGACGACUCCGCCUCGCUCGUCCUCAAAUUGAUCGCAAUCGCCGCGAUCCUCGCCACGGGCGCGUCGGGAGUGACGAUCCCUCUAUUCGGCAAGAAACGCUGGUCCGGGACCAACCUAUUCGCCGCGGCCCGAGCCUUUGCAGCGGGGGUCAUCCUCGCCACCGGGUUUGUCCACAUGUUGCCAGAUGGCGCAUCGGCAUUGGCCAGCCCUUGUCUGCCGAAAGUUCCGUGGACCAAGUUUCCGUUUUCCGGAUUCGUCGCGAUGACGGCCGCUCUCGCCACAUUACUCGCCGAUUUUGUCGGGACACAAUACUACGCGGGAAAACAUGCGAUAGUACAAGGGGAAGUUGUUAAGGUUGAUUCAUUUGACGGAGUGUCCGUAUCGGGCAUUGUCCCCGUAGAGAAGAGAGUGUGCGAGAAAAAAGUAUUUGAUGAUGACGGCGAUCUUGCCUUGCGUAUUGUGGAAGAAUCGGGAGGGCCGGAGGAUUCGCGCGGCCAUUGUCGUGGGAGUCGAAGCGUCGGGGGAGACGCAAGAAACGUCGUCGUAUCCCAGGUUCUUGAACUCGGGAUAGUUUCGCACUCGGUGAUCAUCGGGCUAUCCCUCGGCGUGUCACAAAGCCCGUGCACGAUUCGACCGCUCAUCGGGGCGUUGUCCUUCCACCAAUUCUUCGAGGGGUUCGCGCUCGGCGGGUGCAUCUCGGAGGCCAAGUUCGGGACCCUCCGAUCGACGGCGAUGGCGUGCUUUUUCGCGGCGACGACCCCCCUGGGGAUCGGCGUCGGGAUAGGGAUUUGCUCGUCGUACGACCCGAGCAGCCCCCGGGGGCUGAUAAUCGAGGGGGUGCUGGACUCAAUAUCGGCGGGGAUUCUGGUGUACAUGGCCCUCGUGGAUCUGAUUGCAGCCGAGUUCUUGAGCAAGAAGAUGAGCUGCAACGUGAGGCUCCAGCUAGUGUCGUUUUUGGCUUUGUUCUUAGGAGCUGCAUUGAUGUCUUCUCUAGCAGCUUGGGCAUGAUUAUACACUUCUUCUGUUCCAUAACAAACUAUUCAUUUUUUUUUUUUCAUUUUAGUCUGUCGUAUAAAAAGUAUUCAUUUUUUUUUUUUUAGUAAUUGUACUGUCUACCUAACAUUAUAAAUACCCUUAU